AUAAGAUAGAUAACAACGAUCUUCUUUUGAUAAGUUAUUCAGUUGAUAUCUUAAGCUCGAUGGCAACAGACGAAGAAAACUUUGAUGAUGAUCACGAAAGUGUUAAAGAAAAGUUCAUCAUUAAGGAUGAUAAUAAAUCAGAUGAAACUGAUGAUGAAAAGAUUGACGACGAGAAUUCCACUUCUCAAGAAGAAAGUUCGAAAUUCUUUGGAAGCAAAAAGUCAUUUGUGUUGGUUUACACGUUAAGUGCGAUGCUUUUUAAUUGUGGUGGCUCCUACACUCGUGGUAUUAUCUCAACAUUGGAAAAGCAAUAUAAACUAUCAAGUACGAGUAUUGGAGUGAUGUAUGCUUUGGAAGAUGUCAUCAGCGGCAUUUUGGCUAUCAUCAUUCCUUACUAUACAUCCAAAGGACAUUUCCCACGUUGGAUUUCUUUCGGUUUGUUUCUUCUAUCAGUUUCAUUAGUGUUGCAAGUAGUACCUUAUGCAAUUUAUGGACCGGGAAGAGAUGCGCUUGCUUUAACGGAAGAAUAUGGAUCGGAAUUCAAUGGCAAUCUUACAUGGGAACGCAUAAAACGAAACAAAUUAAAAAAUUUAUGUUUUGAAAAUAAGACAACAAUCGAAGACUGUUCUGAUGAAGUCAAGAAUGAAUAUCAAUUUGCGACAACAAUCAUCGCUAUUGCAUCGUCAUUUGCUGGAUGUGGUCAGCAGUUUUUCAGCACACUUGGAACUACAUAUCUUGACAACAAUAUUAAACGAUCAAAGAUUCCAUUGAUUUAUAGCGCUCACAGAUUUGUGCGUCUUCUAGCACCAGCGAUUGGAUUAAACACAGCGUCAUUUUUCUUGAAAUUUUAUGUUGCGCCGCAUCUUCAUCCGACGAUAAACAACAAAGAUCCACGAUGGAUUGGUGCAUGGUGGGGUGGCUACAUAAUCUUAGCAAUUGCUUCGAUUCUUCUGGUUCCUAUUUUGGCCAAAUUUCCAAGAAUGCUACCACGAGCUGUUGAAAGGAAACGAACGAAAGGCGAACAGUUGUUGGAAAACGUUGAAAAGCCUUCAAUUCAAGAUCUUUUCGACACCAUUAAAAGACUUUUGACAAACAAAACAUACUUUUGCAAUACGAUGGCAGCAAUUUUCUAUGUUUUCGGUUUCAUUCCUUACGGAUAUUUCAUGCAAAAGUAUCUUCAAAUUCAAUUUCUUUUAUCACCUUCCUUUGCCAACGCAAUGACGGGUUCAGUGAGCUUUGUAGCAUCGGCUGUAGGACUCUUAACUGCUGGAAUCGUAAUCACGAUAUUUAAACCAAGAGCACGAUAUCUUGCUGGUUGGAAUAUUGUUACAAGUUUCAUAAGUGCGUUGGGAUUGAUCGCGUUUGGAUUUGUUGGAUGUCCAGCAAACAACAAUGCAGAAAUUUUGAGAAACUCAUUGGAAAGUGCACGUUGUAACAUGGAUUGUCAUUGUGACUUUGUCAAAUAUUCUCCAGUAUGCGGCAUUGAUGGUGUCACUUACAUUUCCGCAUGUCAUGCUGGUUGUCAUGAUGACUUUAAAUUUAAGAAUGGAACGA
Clunio marinus is the source of this 1554-nucleotide messenger RNA. NCBI's taxonomy places the organism in Eukaryota, Metazoa, Arthropoda, Insecta, Diptera, Chironomidae. The record is from the annotation of a GenBank genome assembly.